Messenger RNA from Lolium perenne, 705 nucleotides. RefSeq lists its product as uncharacterized. Lineage: Eukaryota; Viridiplantae; Streptophyta; Magnoliopsida; Poales; Poaceae. Gene Ontology annotation, molecular function: protein binding. The record is from RefSeq and is a predicted model, not a curated record.
AUGACAGGGUUCUCAGUUUGCGUCUAAGCAACCUAGGACUCGAAGGUCCAUUCCCACAGGGGCUCCAACUCUGCAGCUCCAUGACCUCUCUGGACCUGUCAGGCAACAAGCUUUCAGGGCCUCUACCAGAGAACAUCUCCGACCAGCUGUCCUACAUAACUAACCUGGAUCUGUCGAACAACAGCUUCUCAGGUGAAAUCCCUGCAGGCAUCGCGAACAUGACGUACCUGAACACCCUUUUCCUUCAUUACAACCAGUUCGACGGCCGGAUUCCGGCGCAGCUGAGCAACCUUUCACGGCUAGUUUCGUUCAGCGUCGCGGACAACUCGCUGUCGGGUCCUGUCCCGGAUUCCCUGCAGGGCUUCCCGUCGGCCAACUUCACCGGCAACCCGCGGCUCUGCGGGCCGCCGCUGGACAAGAAGUGCAAGAAGAGGUUCAGAGUUCGGAUACACAUUCGGCCUAUCAGGAUUCACGUGAAGCUGCGCAGGAUCAACGAUGCGUCCAGCAUCGGUGCGGCGGCUGGGUUCGUCGUGGGGUUCGUGGUGGCCUUCUACUUUCCCCAAGUUCUUAUUCUCUAGGAGGCUCCGGCCCUACUUCCUUCGUGUGUGUGGGUAAGAGGCGUGUAUUCGCGAGCAUGUACAGUACAAUACAAGAUACGAGGGUCUGGAGAUGUGUUCAACAAAGGCUGUAAUAGUCAUUCGUAAA